AUGGACUCGACGCACCGCCGGGUCGAGGUGCAGUCCGCAGCGGACAUGACCUACCUGAUGGCCAACGCGAAGCGGGCUGCGCGCGCGAAGAUCGACCUGCACCUGCCGCCGUCGGCGGCGCCGGAGGGCGGCGAGGAUCUGCUACGAAGGCGGGUGGAGGAGCUGGUGGACGAGUACAUCAAGGGCGUGUUCGCGACUGCGAGACACGGCAUCAGCGUCAACGGAGUGGACGCCGGCGAGGUGGAGGAGGUCGUCACAGAAGAAUUCGAGCCUAUCGACAGCCGCCUCGUGGACAAGAUCCGCGCGCUCGAGGCGCAGAGGGAAUCGCUCACCGAGAAGGUGGCGGACCUGCGCCGUGAGGCUCCGAAGAAGGCGGCCGGCGCCUACGAAGCCGCAUAUCUCAAGGAGGCGGAGGAGACCGAGCGCCUGGCCCGGGAGAGGGACGAGGCCGCGGUCCGCGCUGCGGCGGACGAGACCAGGCUGGAGGCGGGCGAUAUGCGCCGGUGGGGCGACGUGCAGCAGAUGUGGGAGAGGGGCACGCAGAGUCUCGUGGACCUAAAGGAUGCACUGCCAGACACAGCAGCACGGUUGAAGCAGGCGGAGACGGUGGCGCAGCAUUUAGAGGGCAAGUCAUGA
Molecule: messenger RNA, 636 nt
Organism: Diplodia corticola
Lineage: Eukaryota; Fungi; Ascomycota; Dothideomycetes; Botryosphaeriales; Botryosphaeriaceae
Product: kinetochore protein mis14
Exons: 2
Coding region: 1-636 (211 amino acids)
Biological process (GO): mitotic sister chromatid segregation
Cellular component (GO): kinetochore; MIS12/MIND type complex
Source: RefSeq, a predicted model, not a curated record